Polyodon spathula (Mississippi paddlefish) is the source of this 603-nucleotide messenger RNA. Its product is annotated as platelet glycoprotein IX-like. Gene Ontology annotation, molecular function: protein binding. Bases 1 to 603 code for a protein of 200 amino acids. Lineage: Eukaryota; Metazoa; Chordata; Actinopteri; Acipenseriformes; Polyodontidae. The record is from RefSeq and is a predicted model, not a curated record. The transcript has a single exon.
AUGAACUUUGUGAUACCUGCUACCCUCCUAAUCUGCUGCGUUCCUGAUGCCAAGCCCUGCCCAUCUUCCUGCGACUGCAGCCUGCUGGGAGAUGAAGGCUUGCAGGUUGACUGCAGCUCCCGGUGGCUGAAGGAGGUGCCAACCCUGCCCGACAAAACAGUCUUACUUGACCUCCAAAACAACAUGCUAACGGGCAUUCAGGCCGGUAGAUUCGACAGACUGCAUCACCUACAGCGUCUGAACCUAUCCCAGAACCCCUUGAGCUGUGACUGCGAUAUCGUGUACCUCAAACACUGGUUGGAUGACAAUGCCAAUGUGUCUGUGACGGGAGCCACCUGCAAAGACCCAGCUAGCCCAGAGACACCGACCACUAUAACCCAGCUUAAUGGCAACGAGUUUGCGGGCUGCAGAAGCACCAAUCCGAUCGACUGCUGGGGUCUCCUCCGAAUUGAUCUAACCAUCUUAGGUGUUUUUGUCCUGCUGGUACUCAUUCCGGUGGCUUAUUUGUAUUUGAUCACAAAACGAUUAGCUUGUUGUAUUGCGAUGACAAUGGACACUGUACUUUAUAGAAGAACUACAGUGAGGAGGCUAAAAUCCCAAUAA